Nicotiana tabacum (common tobacco) is the source of this 351-nucleotide messenger RNA. Lineage: Eukaryota; Viridiplantae; Streptophyta; Magnoliopsida; Solanales; Solanaceae. The record is from RefSeq and is a predicted model, not a curated record.
AUGACUAUUAAGUUGGUGGUGGGUGAGGGUACUUUAAAUGCCGUUAGCGCGUACGCGCCGCAAGCAGGCUUGGAUGAGGAGAUUAAAAGGCGUUUUUGGGAGGGUUGGAUCGUUUGUAGUAUUCCGCCUUCCGAGAGGUUAUUCAUAGGAGGAGGUUUCAAUGGUCAUAUUGGAUCAUUUGCAGGUGGGUACACUGAGGUGCAUGGCGGCUUUGGUUUCGGGGAGCGGAACGGAGGGGGCAUUUUGCUGUCAGACUUUGCCAAGGCAUUCGAUCUAGUGAUUGCGAACUCAAGUUUUACGAAGCGGGAGGAGCAUUUGAACCUUCCAGAAGACUCCAUGGCAGCUAUGUAG